AUGGUAGAUAUCAUUGCUCUAAAGUUGGUUGCCUUUUCACCCUGCCAGUUAACAGAGCCACGGAGAAUAUCACAGCCUGAGAGUUCUUCAGAGCCUCAAUGGUUCCAUUCGCUCCAGAUUAAAAAAGGUACAAGCAUAAAGCAACGCCGUUUCAGCACCCCGUCCCAAGAGCAAGAUUUUCCUGAGAGAUUCCAGUGGCAAAGAAGGGCUCUCUCUUUUGGAAAUGCUGCAUCCUACUUGAAUCUUGAGAAGCUGAAUGAAGGUUCUUACUCUACUGUAUACAAGGGGAUCAGCAGGAUAUAUGGACAGCUGGUAGCUUUGAAAGUCAUCCGACUGAAGACUGAAGAAGGGGUGCCUUUUACAACCAUAAGAGAAGCUUCCCUCCUCAAGGGUCUAAAACAUGCCAAUAUUGUGCUGCUACAUGACAUUAUCCAGACGAAGGAGACCCUGACGUUGGUUUUGGAGUACGUGGACACAGACUUGGCUCAGUACAUGUCCCGGCAUCCAGGGGGGAUUCAUUUUCAUAAUGCCAUGCUCUUUAUGUUUCAACUUCUGAGAGCCCUGGCUUAUAUCCAUCAACACCACAUCCUUCACCGGGACCUGAAACCUCCAAACUUGCUCCUCAGUUGCCUUGGAGAGCUCAAGUUAGCGGACUUCGGUCUUGCUCGUGCCAAGUCCAUUCCUGGUCAGACCUACUCUGCUGAGGUGGUGACACUGGGCUAUCGGCCUCCCGAAGUGCUGAUGGGAGCCACUGAGUAUUCUUCCGAGGUGGAUAUCUGGGGUGCAGGCUGCAUAUUUGUUGAGAUGCUUCAGGGUCAGCCACUGUUUCCAGGGGUUCACAACACCUUUGAACAGCUGGAGAAAAUCUGGGAGGUACUGGGAGUCCCAACGGAGAAAACCUGGCCUGGAGUUUCGAAGCUUCGCCACUACAGGCCAGGGAGGUUCUUCACCAGUAGACCUCGAAAACUCAGAAUCAUCUGUGAAAGGCUGGAAAGGGAACCUGAAAUUGAAGAUUUGGUAGCAAGAAUGUUAAAAAUUUGUCCACGGGAGAGGAUCUCUGCACAAGAGGCCCUAGUUCAUCACUUCUUCCGUCCUUUGCCCUCUCAGCUAUACCAGCUUUCUGAUGCACAAUCUGUGUUUGCGGUUCCUGGUGUGAAGCUGAAGCCAGAAACAUGUGACCUGUUUGCUCCGUACCAGAAGGAUUGUCACCCAAUCAGCUCUAGCAAGUUUUGGUGAAAAGGAC
Molecule: messenger RNA, 1243 nt
Organism: Euleptes europaea (tarantolino)
Lineage: Eukaryota; Metazoa; Chordata; Lepidosauria; Squamata; Sphaerodactylidae
Gene: CDK15
Product: cyclin dependent kinase 15
Exons: 12
Coding region: 1-1236 (411 amino acids)
Biological process (GO): protein phosphorylation
Cellular component (GO): cytoplasm; cytosol; nucleus
Molecular function (GO): ATP binding; cyclin binding; cyclin-dependent protein serine/threonine kinase activity
Source: RefSeq, a predicted model, not a curated record